GGCCAAUUGUGUUCAGUACGCCGCCAUCAGAGCUUCUUGCGUGGUUUCGGUUAUCGGUUCGAACGCGCGCGCUUCCAGUAACCGUCAUGUCUGCACCAUCGAUGAUGUCCAGCCUGGCCGCCGUUGUCAAGGAGGCGGGCAGUGACGAGGAGAUUCAGGUGCCCAAAUCCGAUGAUUUCUUCGAGUCGAAGGCAUUCCGGUUGCUCACACUGAUCCUCUAUAUGGGCGGGGUCAGUGGCAUGGGCCUAACCCUGGCCGUCUACUAUCUGUUCAUCUGGGAUUCGCGCAUGCCGCCGCUGCCCGUGUUCAAGCAUACGCAUCCCAUUGGCUAGGAGGGCCAGCCGCACUGCCUCCCUCCUAGACUGCCAACAUCAUCAUCAUCAUCAUCA
This is a messenger RNA of Drosophila obscura, 389 nucleotides long. RefSeq lists its product as uncharacterized. Bases 87 to 332 code for a protein of 81 amino acids. Lineage: Eukaryota; Metazoa; Arthropoda; Insecta; Diptera; Drosophilidae. The transcript has a single exon. The record is from RefSeq and is a predicted model, not a curated record.